Molecule: messenger RNA, 933 nt
Organism: Exophiala bonariae
Lineage: Eukaryota; Fungi; Ascomycota; Eurotiomycetes; Chaetothyriales; Herpotrichiellaceae
Exons: 4
Coding region: 1-933 (310 amino acids)
Source: RefSeq, a predicted model, not a curated record
AUGGUUUCCUCUAGAUGGCGACUUUACCUACUGUUCGCCUUCAUCUCCUUCCAGUCCCUGACGUGUUGCGACCCAGUCCCGACAUCUAACCCAGGUCCGCGCCCUUCCGAAUCCCUGUCUCGGCCUCACUCAGGCACUGGGACUGCCACCAUUGAACCCGUCAAAUCCACCGAGACCGCGAAGCCCCCAAAUCCCGAUGAUAACAAAUACUUCCACGAGCCUGGUGGAGAUGAUCUUCUGCACCAUUAUGAUAUUCGCUUUUUCCAGAAAAUCGUCACCGAUGAAGAAAGACAAGACACUCUAAGACACCUGAUUCGUGCAUACCUUCUGACCUUUGAAUAUCUCGGUCUGGAAACUUGGAUCGCGCAUGGUACAUUGUUGGCGUGGUACUGGAAUGCCAAAAUCCUGCCAUGGGACUGGGAUCUUGACACCCAGGUGACUGACGAAGGCCUGAAAGUAUUGGGUAAAAAUUACAAUCAAACUUUCUACGACUACGACCAAGGUAACGGUACCCCACCACGCCGCUAUUUCCUCGAUGUCAACUCUUGGGCAUGGCAAAGGGAUCAUGGUGAUGGCGCAAAUAUCAUCGAUGCUCGAUUUAUCAGUGUUGAGAAUGGUCUGUUCAUUGACAUCACCGGCUUGUCCGAGGUCAACCCGGACACAGAGCCGGGAGUCAUCAUGUGCAAGAAUGACCACAAGUAUAGAUUAAGAGAUAUGUUUCCCCUACGAGACACUCACUUCGAGGGAGUCAAGGCCAAGGUGCCUUAUUCAUACGUGCCAAUCCUGAUUGAGGAGUACACGGAGCUUGCACUGGUUCAAACUGAAUUUCACGACCAUCGAUGGGAUCCGGACAUGAGACAGUGGUUCCGAAUUCCUGAGACACAGAAGCCUGUCGAAGACACAGCACAGAUAAGGAAACGGAGCCUUCCUUAG